UUUCUCACUAAUGUUUCAUUCCGGUGAGUGCGGGCACGAAAUCGUCCAUUUUGCUGAAAUCUAUAACGGAAAAAUGGAAGUUGGAGAAUAUUAGAGGGACCAUUUUUCUAAUUUUGCGAAUCAGUUAGAAAAAACGCAGUCCUCGUAGGCGUUAAGCGGGAUACUUUCAACCAUAUUUUCUUGACGACGAACGCAGGCUCAUAUUCAUUAGUUCGCCGGAGGUCGGAAAGCGAAUCCCGGUACGGAUAUUGGACGAGAUCCACAACGCAGCCAUGGUUUUUGUGGGGAAGAUCAAAUCCAUCGAUUUUUUCAGGAAAAUUCCAAGCGAUUUGACAGAGGCAUCACUUUCAGGUGCUGGGAUAUCCAUUAUGGCAGCUUUCUCUAUGAUGUUUCUAUUUGGAAUGGAGCUACAGAAUUAUUUGACCAUGAGUACUACAACUUCUGUCAUAGUUGACCAAAGUUCUGACUCGGAGUUCUUACUCAUUGGUUUUAAUAUGAGUUUUCCCGCUUUAUCAUGUGAGUUUGCAUCUCUGGAUGUGAGUGAUGUAUUGGGAACGAACAGGUUGAAUGUAAGUAAAACAAUACGCAAGUAUUCCAUCAAUAAGCAUCUGCAAACCAAAGGCCCUGAAUUUGACUCCACACCAGUUUCUACUGUAAUUAAGCAUGAUGAUAAGGUCCACCAGGAAUACAGUGAAGGAUCCGUGACACUAAAUUCAAAUAAUUUUGAUAAAAUUUCUCGUCAGCAUGCGAUUUUGGCUGUAAAUUUCUUUGCUCCCUGGUGCUAUUGGAGUAGUCGUUUGACACCCUCGUGGGAGAAAGCAGCUGAUAUUAUAAGGGAAAGACAUAAUCCAGAAACAGAUGGGCGUAUCAUCCUGGGAAAGGUCGACUGCACUAAAGAAACUCAACUUUGUAGAAGCCAUCACAUACAAGGUUAUCCAUCUAUUCGCAUCUUCCGUAAGGGAAGUGAUACUCGGGAUCCGAAAAGACACCACAAUCAUGAAUCAUAUUAUGGAGACCGGGAUACAGAUAGCUUGGUAAAGGCAAUGGAAAACCUGAUUGAACCUAUUGAAUUGGAGUCCAAAAAACAUGCCAAGGUUACUGUUGAAGCAAAAAGACCAGCACCACAGGCAGCAGGAUGUAGGAUUGAAGGAUUUGUACGAGUUAAAAAGGUUCCGGGAAAUAUUAUAAUAUCAGCCCGAUCAGAAUCCCACUCAUUUGAUGCUUCCCAAAUGAACAUGUCACAUGUGAUUUCUAGUUUUACUUUCGGUAAAAAGGUCACUCCAAAAAUGAUGAGUGAUCUUAAGCGACUUCGACCUUACAUUGAAAACCAUGACAAGUUGGCUGGCAACUCCUACAUCAACACAGGCGACAAGGCAAAUGUUACGAUAGAGCACUAUCUUCAAGUUGUCAAAACUGAGAUGAUGAGUUCAUCUCAUCAGUUGAUCGAGGAUUACGAGUACACUGCUCAUAGUAGUUCGGUUCACGCGCUUACAAUCCCUGUUGCAAAGUUUCAUUUUGAACCCUCGCCUAUGCAGAUCUUAAUAACAGAAAUUCCGAAAUCGUUUCCUCAUUUCAUCACCAACCUCUGUGCAAUUAUCGGCGGCAUUUUCACGGAAGUACAAACUGAAAAAUUAAAGCCUGCUGAUUGGGAAUGUGAAAUUACUUUUCUAUCCUUGAUUUUUUUUUCUUGUUUGCCGUUGCGUGUCAUGUCAGGUUGCUGGGAUAUUGGAUUCGCUUUUGCACAACACAAUGAGAUUGGUGAAAAAAAUUGAACUGGGGAAAGACUUUUAGCCUUUGAUACAACUCAUUUUCUUGACUUUGGAGGCUUUUUGGUUUCUUCAUAUCUGUUUUAUCUGGCCAUCUUACUUCCUUAAGAAGUAUUUUUUGCUUGUAGAUACAUAAAACUUGUAUCCGUUAAGAGAGAAUUGAAGGUGGUCAAAAUUUAUUUAAAUAAAUGAGAAGUCGAGUCUUUUGAAUACACCUUGUACUGAUGUUAAUUGUAAAUAUGAAACGACAAUCUACUCAAAAUGAUAGUUCGCUUUAAUUUAGUAAAUGGGAACAACAAAUGUCUAUAUAUAUAUA
Messenger RNA from Lactuca sativa (garden lettuce), 2082 nucleotides. The record is from RefSeq and is a predicted model, not a curated record. NCBI's taxonomy places the organism in Eukaryota, Viridiplantae, Streptophyta, Magnoliopsida, Asterales, Asteraceae.